AUAUUACAAUGUAAAAGGGCUUAAAGCUUACAGUAAAGUUGUACACUAGCUAGUGUGCUUUACAGGAAAACGUAUUUUUGCUCAUUAUAUUCGAUUUUUAAAACAACAAUUUAUUGUUAUAUCGUUACGUUUGUUUAUAUCUUCGUAUUGACGGCCGUUUUUUUUAUUAUGUUGUUCCUUUGGAUUUUUGUUUUGGCAAUAUAUGUAGUGAACUGCGAUGUCAGCGAAAACUAUAUACUCGAAAUGCCAGAUAGAGACGUUCCAAAAGCUCACAACACCCCCUUCAAAGUUUAUUGGAACGUCCCAACCAAACAGUGCAGAUACCAAAAGAAUUCCAUACCUUUCGACAACAUUUUACAAAAAUAUGGUAUUAGUUAUAAUAGAAACGAUAAAUUCGAAGGCGAUACGAUCACAAUAAUUUAUGAUGGGGGUUACAUGCCGGCUAUUCUGAAAAGCGAUGGUGCCAAGUACUCAAUCAGAAAUGGCGGGCUGCCUCAAGAAGGGAAUUUGGAACUUCAUUUGACUGUAUUUAGAGAAACUGUGAUAAGGUUAAUUCCUGAUCCAAACUUUAAAGGUCUGGGUAUAAUAGAUAUGGAGAACUGGCGUCCAAUAUUCCGACAACAUUGGAGUAAGCUAGCUAAUGUUAUUGACUUAUCAUUGAGUAUGGAGAAGAGACAAUAUUGGUGGUGGCCCACUUCAUGGCUAAAGAUGGAGGCUACAAAACGUUUUGAAGAUGCUGCAAGAAUAUUUAUGGAGAAAACGCUAUCGACAGCGAAGCAAAUGAGGCCAAAAGCAGUCUGGGGUUACUAUGGAUUCCCAUUUUGUUUUAAUAUGGGUAAAGAUAUGGAGGAGCACUGUUCAAAAACUGUUAAAGAAGAAAAUGAUAGAACUUACUGGCUAUGGGCUGAAAGCACAGCUCUCUAUCCCUCAAUAUACAGCCCUUCACAGUUUUCAACAUCUGAGCUGGAGGCGCUUGUUCGUGGCCGCCUCAUUGAAGCCAACCGAGUGAAACAAGCUGGGACUCUUGUUCUACCUUACUUUUGGAUUAAAUACCGAGACGGAGGUUUCUUCAAAGAGAAAGAUUUAAUAGCAGUAUUUGAGACGUUGCAGAGAAAAAAUGCUUCUGGCCUUGUUAUAUGGGGAAGCUCAGAUGAUGUAAAUCUAUUCGAAAAAUGCGAGAAAUUAUAUAAUUACGUAAACAGCAGUUUAGGACCAAUUGCGAAGAAGUAUAUACAGAGAAUCAACAAAAUAUAUAAUGAUAAAAACAAAGCAGACUCUAAAAAUGUAAAUGUUUUUAAUGGUACUUCAAACAAUGCUGUGACUACAACACAUAAACCCAUUUUAAAUAAUGAUGAUGAAAGUACACACAAUAAUCUAAUUACUACAGAAAAAUCUGAAAACAUAUCUUAUAUGAUCACUGAACAGGAUCAACUUAGUAAAUAUUUAUAUGAAACUGAUGAUAAUAAAAUAGAUGUAAAAAGUUUCAACGAAAGUGACAUCUGGGGUAUAAUUUCAUACAGUACAGAAAGUAUUAAACAUACAAAACCUUAUUUUGAUCUAUCAACAACUUAUCAAAUAAUUUCGUACAAAAAUACCUCGUUAAACAAUGAUUUAUCCAUUACAGCAAAAAUAUCAAUCAAUGAUUCAAGUAAUGUUUUCAAUAACAUAAGCGAUAAUCUCUUUAGAGAAAUUGAAAAUUCAACAUCUUCAACUAUUUUAACAACAAACAAUACAGGAAAGGUUAUUUUGAAUGAUUUAAUCAGGUCAGAAGUAAAUUUGAUGACUCCUAUGAAAACAUCGGUUUAUUUCAAUGUUACUGAAAUUACAACAGAAACUGAUCCACAAUUCAUACAAACUAUAGAAUUGGAACAACAACUUAACAAUUACUUUUAUGAAACUGAUGAUAAUGAAGCAAACAUAAGUUCCAACGAAAGUGACAUCUGGAGUAUAAUAUCUGGAGUAUAUCAAAAAAAUCUCGUACAAAAAGAGGGUGCAAUAAGUAUGAACGGUACGCAGUAUGCAAGAAAUCCCGAAAGCUUAAACCAGAAAUAUACAGAAUCAUAUUAUGAUAAUAAUACAUCAACAACUGGUAAAACAAUUUCCAACAAAGAUACCUCCCUAAACAAAUAUUUAUCUGCAACAGAUAAGAUUUUAUCAGAAAUUGAUUCAGCUAAUAUUUUCAAAACCAAAAGUCAGCCUAUGUUUAAAAUAAUUAAAAAUAAUACUAAUCCAAAUACUGAAACAAUGAAUAGUAAUAUAACAAAUCAUUUGAAAGAUUUACCAAUAUUAACAAUACAGCCUAAGUCGAGGAACUCAUCCGUAAAUAGAAAUAACAGUGAAAUUGUCAUGAAAACCGAUCCCAUACCCACGAUGUCAACAACUAAAAUUAUUACAGAAUUUGCACAUAAUUUUGAUAACAAAAGGCACUUCACUAAUGAGUCUUCUGACAAUAUCGAAGAAAUGGUUAAUAAGGAAAACAAAUCUUCAGAUGUAAAUGCGACUGGCCCCAUGAACAUAAUACCAGAAAAUGGUAAUAAUUAUUAUUACUCACAAAAUGUUAGUCAAAAAGAGCGAAAAAUUGAAAAUACUACUUAUCAAAACACUAUAGCAUCAGAUAAUAGAGAAAACGACUUUUCGGACUAUUUAAUAACAGUACAAGUUAAUUUUAAUAAUAGUUUGAACACACCAGAGAAAGAUUAUGACAUUAAAAUACAUGAAAAUUUAAAUCCAGAAACCACAAUAGAGUUUACCACUCUAAACAAUGAAGCACUAUUUAAGAAAGAAAACGAUAUUUCUGACUAUUUAAUAACAGUAGCAGUAAAUUUAACUAGCCCUAUGAACACAUCAGUAAAUGAUAGUGAUGUUGAAAUAACUUUUGAGAAUAGCGAGUCAGAAAACAGACAAGACUUACCAUCAAACAAUUAUGGAACCGAUUCAAACGAUAUUUCACAAAAUGUUACACAGGAAGAGCAAAUAAUUGAUACAGUCACUUUUCCUGAAAUUGAAGCUAUAACUAAUAUAGAAGACGAUAUUUCAAAUCAUUCAGUACCACCAGCAGGUAAUUCGACUAGCUCUAUAGUAUCAAUAGUAAUUAAAGGUAACGACUCUGGUAUAAUAGAAAAUGUGAAAACAAGAAAUAGUCUAGAAACUACUCUAUUAUUACCAAACGAUUUCUCAAAAGAUAUGUCACAAAAUUUAAAACAAGAUGAGCAACUCAUUAAAAAUACCACUCACCCCAACAAUGAAGAAACGAUUAGUACAGAAAAUGAUACAUCGAUUAAUCCUGUAAUAUCAGCAGAAGAUUCGACUAUUCUUUUGACAAGAGUAGUAAACGAAAGCGAUGCUCUUAUAAUGGAAUUUAAUAUGAAAGCAGAAAAUAGAGUAGAAUCUGUGUCAUUACCAAACAAUUUCUUAAGAGAUAUUUCGCUAAAUGUAAAACAAGAUGAGCAACUUAUUAAACAUUCCACUAACCCUAACGUUGUAGCAACGAUUAGCAUAGAGGAUGAUAUAUUGCAAAAUUCAGCAGAAAAUUCAACUGUUCCUAUACCAAGAUUACUAAAUGGUAGCGAUGCUGGUAUAAAUGAAAAUGAGGAAACAGAAAAUAGUUUAGAAUCUACGUUGUUAUUACCAUACAACUUCUCAAGAGGCAUUCCAGAAACUGUAAACGAAAAUGAGCAACGCAUUGAAAAUAUUUUUUAUCCUAACAAUGAAGAUAUGAUUACUACAGCAAACGGAAUUUCAGACAAUUUAGUAACAUCAGCAGGAAAUUCAACUAGUCCCAAAACAACAUUAGUAAGUAUUAAUGAUACUGAUAUAAUAGAAAAUGUGGAAGCAGGUAAUAGUCUAGAGUUAUUGUUGCCAAAAAAUUUCUCAAAAGACAUUUCACAGAAAGUAAAAGAAAAUGAUCAACUCAAAAACACUACUUACACUAACAAUGAAACUACGAUUAGUGCAGAAAAUAACAUUCCAGACUAUUUAGUAGCAUCGGCAAGAAAUUCGACUAGUCAUGAAACAACAUUAGUAAACAGUAAUGAUACUGGAAUAACACCAAAUAAUUUUUCAAUAGAUAUUUCACAAAAUGUAAAACUUGAUGAGCAAUUCAUAAGAAAUACCACUUACGCCAAUAUCGAAACGUCAGUUAGUAGAGAAAGCAAUGUUUCGGAGGUUUCGGACUAUUUAAUAAUAUUAACGGAAGAGAAUAAUUGCAUGAACACCUCUGUGAAUAGUAAUGACGCUACAGUAAUGGAAAAUGUAAAAUCAGAAAGCAGUCUAGAACUGACUUCAUCAUCAAAAAUCAAUUUUUCUAUGGAUUCGCAAAGCAUAGACCAGGCUGAGCAACUAAACGAAAAUACUCUUUAUUCCAAAACUGAAGCAACAGCAAGAGGAGAAAACGAUUUUCCAGAUUAUCUUAUUACAUUAGCGAGAGAAUCAAAUUCUAUCAAUACAUCCGUGAAUGCUAACGAAAUUGAUAAAGUAAUAGAAAAUUACGAGGCUGAUGAAAAUGAUAUAGAUUUAGAAACUUCUAAUGACAUUGACAUAUAUUAAUAACUAGUAAUAAAUGGCUUUUACUGCGGUUCGGGAAGCGGAAUCUACUGAGAAGAAAUGAAA
Maniola jurtina (meadow brown) is the source of this 4608-nucleotide messenger RNA. RefSeq lists its product as uncharacterized. The coding region runs from base 169 to 4545 and encodes 1458 amino acids. The transcript is spliced from 7 exons. The record is from RefSeq and is a predicted model, not a curated record. Lineage: Eukaryota; Metazoa; Arthropoda; Insecta; Lepidoptera; Nymphalidae. Gene Ontology annotation, molecular function: hyalurononglucosaminidase activity. Gene Ontology annotation, biological process: carbohydrate metabolic process; defense response; hyaluronan catabolic process.